Molecule: messenger RNA, 708 nt
Organism: Aspergillus mulundensis
Lineage: Eukaryota; Fungi; Ascomycota; Eurotiomycetes; Eurotiales; Aspergillaceae
Exons: 1
Coding region: 1-708 (235 amino acids)
Source: RefSeq, a predicted model, not a curated record
AUGCCACGAAUUCGCAUACAGACCAGCGCGGAACUGAAACGCCCGAUCGUGCGCAAUCGUCGUGGCGAUAUCAUAAACCUCGAGGACCUUCGCCCCAUCCAACCAAACCUUAAAGUACCCCGUGUUUCCAGACUGCCAAUUCACCUGCAGGACAAUCUUAUGCCACUCGCCCGCGCUCACGGUGCCCAAGUUGGGAAAGGUCCUCGUGGCCUGGUUGCAGAUUGUCCCCGUCUUCACGCGCGAGUACAGCUGGUUCCCCUGCAGCCAGAUCAUGGUGGACGGCAUCCAGUCCUCGCAGCCGCUAUCGGUGAAGUCGGCGAUGAACUGCGCGAGGUUGUAGGACUGGGAGGUGAACUCCCAGUUCUGCUGCAGGCGGAAGGCGAAGCCGUAGAAGCCUGUGUCGCCGCGUUUGUAGACGUUGUUCUUCACGACUUCGGAGUGGUAUCGGCCGCUGUAGCUGCUGUCAUAGGUUUGGAUGGCUUUGAUGGCGGUGGAACCCUGGUAGACGACGUUGGUGACUUGUUCGAUCUUGCCGUUGUGUUCUUGGUUGAUGGAGUCCCAGCCAGAGGUGGUGCCGGUGUUGCUGAAGAUCUGGCUGGCGGAGGCAGUAAGGCUGAGUGCCAUCAAGGCAGCCGUGGAGAAGAGUUUCGAAUGCAUGUCGGAUCAAGGAGAGGAAUCUCAGAGGCUGCUGGAAUGAAUAAAGAUUGA